GCUCAAGGCCAUGGAGUCCUAGGAGCUCUUAAGCCGCCUUUGGCAAACUGCAAAUCCCACCUUCCCCAGCAUUGACCCCGGGCCCUGGCAGUGAAAGGAGGGGGGGGGGGGGCACACGGCAUUCAUGCCACGGUACGGAGGCCCCUUCCGCCCCCUCCGGCCCGACGGCGCUCUCCUGCCCCAUCUGGCCUUCCCUCCGUUUCCCUCGAAACAGGUCAGGCCGCCUCCUCCGCGGAGAGAAGCUUCCGUUGCCAGGCGGGAACAGACACGGGGCUCGGGGGAGAAGGAGACAUGGGCGAGCCGAGGGGACGGCGAGCCUCACCUGCAGCCUACAAAUAACUGGCCCUUGGGGCGGAAUUGAAGGGCCCGGGCCCUUGGAGGCAGGCAGGCAGGCAGGAAGGAUAGGUAAGGAUGAGUGGCUUGCCUCUGAAAGGGGGGAGAAGCCCGCCUUUGCCGCCUCACCAGGAAAGCAAGGUCCCAGGCCCUCCUCCCGCCAUCGAUGCCUCCUGGAGCCUGACCUUGAUGGUAACAUUGAGAGGAGAAGCAGCAGCCGCCGCGCCGCCCUCAUGAAUAAUGGACGCGUGGAGCCCGAUUCCCCGCUCCUUUGGCAGGCCCGCACCGCAGAGCCCUCGUUCGGGUGCACCGAGGUCUCACAGAUGACCAACUUCUGAAGUCCAUUCUCAAAAUCCAGCACCUGUUUUGAAAUAUACUGCCUCCAUCUUGCUUCUACCACUUUCAUCAUAUAAUUGGAGAGGUUGAGCUAGACAGUCCCAAUGCCUAAGAGCAGCAAAGUGACCCAGCGGGAACAAAGCAAUGAACCUGUCACAGAAUCAGUGGCUGAUCUACUGGCCCUUGAGGAACCUGUGGACUAUAGGCACAGUGUCCUAAAUGUGGCUGGAGAAAACUGGAGCAAACAGCAGCCAGAUGUGGAGGAGCCUGUUGAGGACAGGCCAGCAUGGAACAACAAGCUUCAGUACAUUUUGGCUCAGAUUGGCUACUCAGUGGGACUGGGGAAUGUAUGGCGGUUUCCAUAUUUGUGUCAAAAAAAUGGUGGAGGUGCCUACCUUGUUCCAUACCUGAUACUGCUCAUCCUCAUCGGAAUCCCUCUGUUCUUUCUGGAAUUAGCUGUGGGCCAGAGAAUCCGCCGUGGCAGCAUAGGAGUGUGGAAUUAUGUCUGUCCCCGGUUGGGGGGCAUUGGAUUUGCCAGCUGCCUAGUCUGCUUGUUUGUCGGGCUGUAUUACAAUGUGAUCAUAGGGUGGAGCAUCUUUUACUUCUUCAAAUCUUUCCAGUAUCCUUUGCCUUGGAGCGAGUGCCCUCUCUUAAAAAACGGCUCAGUAGCAACUGUGGAACCAGAAUGUGACAAAAGCUCUGCUACAACCUAUUUCUGGUACCGUGAUGCCCUGGAAAUUUCAAAUUCCAUCUCAGAGAGUGGUGGGCUUAAUUGGAGAAUGACCUUAUGCCUACUAGCAGCUUGGACUUUUGUGUGCUUGGCCAUGAUCAAAGGAAUCCAGUCUUCGGGAAAGGUGAUGUACUUCAGCUCCCUCUUUCCUUAUGUGGUGUUGAUCUGUUUCCUGAUUCGAGGUUUGCUCUUGAGGGGAGCAGUAGAUGGGAUUGUGCAUAUGUUCACUCCCAAGCUUGAUAAAAUGUUGGAUCUCCAAGUCUGGCGAGAAGCAGCCACUCAGGUCUUCUUUGCUCUAGGCCUGGGCUUUGGUGGAGUUAUUGCUUUCUCCAGUUACAACAAACAGGACAACAAUUGCCACUUCGAUGCAGCUCUUGUCUCCUUCAUAAACUUCUUCACCUCUGUCUUGGCCACACUGGUAGUCUUUGCUGUGCUGGGCUUCAAAGCUAAUGUCAUGAAUGAGAAGUGUGUGAUUGAGAAUGCUGAGAAGAUCCUGGGUUAUCUAAACUCCAAUGUCCUGAGCCAUGCACUCAUUCCGCCCCAAGUGAACUUCUCCCAUCUCACAUCCAAGGACUACACUGAGAUGUAUGGUGUGAUAAAGACAGUAAAGAAGGAUCAUUUCCAGAAGCUGGGGCUGGAUCCCUGUCUACUGGAAGAUGAGCUCGAUAAGUCUGUGCAAGGGACUGGGCUCGCAUUCAUAGCUUUCACAGAAGCAAUGACCCACUUUCCAGCUUCUCCUUUCUGGUCAGUGAUGUUCUUCCUGAUGCUGAUAAAUCUGGGUUUGGGGAGCAUGAUUGGGACCAUGGCUGGCAUCACCACACCCAUCAUUGAUAUGUUCAAAGUGCGUAAAGAAGCAUUAACAGUUGGCUGUUGCAUUUUUGCUUUCCUUGUGGGGUUGAUAUUUGUGCAACGGUCAGGCAACUACUUUGUCAACAUGUUUGAUGAUUACUCUGCCACACUGCCCCUCACUCUUGUUGUCAUCUUGGAGAACAUUGCAGUGGCUUGGAUUUACGGUACCAAGAAAUUCAUGCAAGAAUUAACUGAAAUGCUAGGUUUCCGUCCUUAUCGUUUCUACUUCUACACAUGGAAGUACAUCUCACCCAUCUGCAUGGCUGGCCUGAUGACAGCCAGUGUAAUUCAGCUAGUGGUCUCUCCACCAGGUUAUAAUGCCUGGAUCAGAGAAGAGGCUGCAGAGAAAUUUCUCUAUUAUCCAAAAUGGGCCAUGGGUGUUCUUGUCUCCCUGAUCAUACUGGCUAUCCUUCCUCUGCCCGUAGUCUUCAUCCUCCGUCAAUUCCAUCUGAUAUCAGAUGGUUCCAAUGCGCUGUCUGUCACAUACAAGAAGGGGCGUAUGAUGAAGGACAUCUCCAACUUAGAAGAUAAUGAUGAGACCCGUUUCAUCCUGAGUAAAGUACCCAGUGAAGCCCCAUCCCCAAUGCCUACCCAUCGUUCUUAUCUGGGCCCAGGGACGACAUCUCCAAUGGAGAUGAGCAAUGUAGCCAAUGGACGCUACAGUGGUGGGUAUCUUACAGCUACCACCCCUGAAUCUGAACUGUGACCAUCAACAAGCAACCUACCCCUACUUACUGAAUGAAGGAGAGGAGGCCCUAGAGAAAGAAACUGAACUUUAGGAAUCCCUUCCCAGAAUUUACAGCAGUCAGGGACCACUUGGUGUUGAGAGGGUAUAAAAGCUGGGAAGGGCAAACGCCUUUCUUCUGGCCAUCUCUAGCCAAAAUGCCAGAGCCCUCCUCAGUGAAUAAUAGUAAUAACAGAUUGCAAUAAAUUUUAUGGGCAUAAGGACAAUUUUAGCUAAUUGGUACUGAAAACCUUUGAAAAAUCACUCAUAUUCAAGCAAUCAGAGGAUGGAAAGAGGAAACAAACCAAGGCAACAGCCAAAGAAAAGAUGUCUUGCUUCCUAGAAGCUCUCUCUCUCUGUCCAUCCCUUUCCUCUAGCUAAGAGAAGCAUUCCCAUCUCAUUCAGCUGAGUAUGUCUAAGCACUUCUAUUCAUAGCACAAGGAAGGUUUUAUCAGACAACCUAUGGUUUUAAGCUUUGAUAAUAUCCAGCUUGCACACUAGCUUUAGUGAAUGCUUCUUACAAGUCUGGGCCUGAUAUAUAUUCUAUUGACAGCACAUUACAAUGCCCAGUGGUGGGGAAACCAAAGUUGAUGGGGGACCAAAAACUGUAAGAGAACUGAAGGAAUGUUGUUUCAGUGAAGUUUGCAUUGAUAUGCUUGCUAAUAUUACAUGCAGUUUCCUUUACCAAAAGAUGGCUCAAGCAAUAGUAUAAAGUAUAAGUUCAGUUGUGUGCCAUGUGUGAAGGGGAGAAUCAAGGAAUCGUGUGUAGGGCAUAAUAUUUGGCAUCAGUGUCAUCACUCCUGGUCUCAUUUCUCUAGCUCAGACAUAUAAUAAAAUACUCUUGAUAACAACUCUUCAAGAGCAGCUACACUCUGCUGCAGCCUUCCUUCAACCUGAUACCUUCCAGGUGUGUUCAGUUUACUGGGGAUGGUGGAAGUUACAAUCUAACACACUGGGGGGUAUCUGGUUGAGGAAUGUGGCUCUAGAGGCACACUGAAUGUAUGCAAGUGGCUUUCUGCAUUGUUAGUUUGAGGACUAGUAAAAGAACAUUUUAAAAAAUGUCUUUAUAUCUUCAAUAUAGCACUCACCCAUAUGUUGGGUCUAUCAGAUUUUCUGAGUAACAUGUUACAUUUUGUGGCUCAGAAAAUGUCAUGCCUCCUCCAGAUGCUGCAUUCUUUGCCUUUGUAAUAGAAGGGAGGAAUGUGGAUGCACAUGUGUAACAGUCACCCAUAAGAGAUAGCAAUGACAUUAUUAAUAACUAAUGACAUAGGUCUCUUGCUUAGUCAUAUUUAGUUGAUGACUCAAGACCUGCAGUGCAAUUCUUUUUUUAAAAAACCCUCUUCUUAAAAGUUUUAUAUUGUUAUUCUUUUAGCUAGUUGGCUGUUGUACAAUUCAAUGUAGGAGUGUGUGCAUAGCGAGAUCCUUUUUUCAAAAUGUUCAAAAUUGCCACAUGAUUUUAUAACCAUUUAAAGAAUAAUUUUCCCUUUCUUAAUUUGGUGUUUUAGCAUUCCUCUGCUGCACUGUUUGUGUGUGGGAGCAUGCACCUAGUCUGAUUUUUUUAAAAGUGGAAAACAGUGAAUAGGCUACUCUUUUACCACCACCAUAAUGAAACAGUGUACUUUGCAAAGAGAUUCAAUGCUGUUAUGACAUCAUGCAGUUGCCAAUAUCCAGAAAAGAUUUAAUCUGUUUUUAAAAAAUAUUUUUUUUAAAAGUCUCCCACCCUUCCUGUUUGGUCAGGAAGCUCUUUUUAAUGUUUAGUCUCAAUUCUUUUUCUUGAAUUUUGAACCUAUAUUUGGAAGCAGAAGAAAACACACACUCCCAUUUUCUCUAUGAUAACCUUUCAAAUAUUUGAAGGUGGCAAUCAUAUCUCCUCUUCAGCUAUGAGUCACUUGCCUUGAUAAGAAUGUUUUGCCAAAAUAGAGUAAAGAUUGCAGAUUUAAGCCUUCUUACCUGGUUUUCCCCUGCAGUUGUGCUUAGAAGUGCAACAUAAUGAGACCAUGUGAAGCAAGCAUUAAACAUAAGCCUUGGCACUCAUUCCCAAUGUGAUCUUGGGAGUUGUUGAGUUUUUCUCAUGUAUUGCUGGAUGGUGCUAACAUUUCUCCAUAUAGAUGGUUGUGGCAAUAUACAGGCAGCCAGGUUGCCCUUGGAGUCUGCUCCAACUCUGAUUAUAUGACAGUAGUGAAAACUCAGAAGGAAUAAGGAAAUGGCUGUAGGAAAACAGAGGAUAUAUUUGUUCCUGCUAAUCAAGAAGUGCUGGUGCUUCAGCUUUAGGAACCCUUUAACACUGCCCCGCAACCUCCCUCUUAUAAUUCAAGAACUGAUUGGAAGUGUACUGAGAUUUCACUUUCCAAAAUCUAAUGGGUUAUUCUGUAGAGCUGGCUCCUCUCCUUCUUGACAUUCUUGUUUUUUAUUUGGAUUGGGUGGUUCAAGUAAAGAUUCAGAAUUUGGACUCAGAGCAUCUGAAUGGAACUAUUACUAAUACACAGACAUGUUCUUGUAAAGUGGCUGAGAGGAUAAUAAAAGAGGGUUCAUUGACCCUUCGCAAUUGUUUUAUCAAAGUAACUUGUGAGUUUUGAAAGAAAGGAGCCAUCCAGCUGAAAAAAAACUGCUGUCUGAAAGGUUUGUGUGUUGUAGAAGGCUUUCAUGGCCAGAAUCACUGGGAUUCUGUGAGUUUUUUGGGCUGUAUGGCCAUGUUCCAGUAACAUUCUCUCCUGACAUUUCACCCGCAUCUGUGGCUGGCAUCUUCAGAACCUCUGAAGAUUCCAAUCACAGAUGUAGGUGAAACAUCAAGAGACAAUGCUACUGGAACAUGGCCAUACAGCCUGAAAAACUCACAGCAACCCACUGAAAGGUUUUUCUUUAUUUUUACAUUUAAUCCUUCUCCACCCAUCUGAAUGUAUGUAUGAGUAUGCAGACAUGUACAAAAAGCAAACACACUCCUCUUCAUCUCAGCGUUUUCAGUGCUGAUCAGUUGGAGAGAAUAAAGGAUGGGAGAGGCAUGAAACAGACUAUGAAUUCCCUAUACAUGGGAUAAUCGCCUAGAUUUGCUUAUUGGUCACACUACUAUUCCGCCUUUCUGCCAGUGAGUUCUUGACAAAGUUAUUGAGUGACCUUGGUUUAGUUAUUCUCUUUCAGGCUGACCUAGAAUCAUAAAGUUGGAAGAAACCACAAGGGACAUUCAGUCCUAUCCCACUGGACUAUUGUGUGGAUCAAAUUAACAGGAAAGGAACCAUGUAGAUUAAGUCAGACCAGGAGAGAAGUACUAAUCCAAGGAUACUCUGGUGAGUUUCACUACAUAGUGGGAAUCAGAAUCUCCCACAUUCCAGAACAGCACUUUAACGACUAAAGCACAUUGAUUAACUCCUUGGAAAAGCUCAGGAUUUAUGUUAUUGUUCUUUUCCUCUGCCCAUAUUUUUUCUUCCCCCUCUCCUGAGGUCAAAUCAACUUCUUAAGCAUGGAAAUUUUUAGGGACUUGACUGCCAGAGUUAUAUCUAUUUCUGCUGGUCCAGAUUCUUUGCUUAUGCGCAUUGGCAUAUUACUUGAGAAAUUCCAUAAGAUGACCAGAGCCAAAUCACAAAUCAAUGCACCGCCACUGGAGUGGGUAGACCAGACCUGCAAGGGAACCAGAUCUGUGUCACAUUUCUAUGGUAUCUUGGUCACAGUCUCAUGGGCCAAACCUGUCAUUUUGGAAGGGCCCAUUGCACUUCACACUCUUAACUAAUAGAGCAAUGGCAAUGGGAAGACAAAGAGAUAUUAUAUUAUGUGUGUGAAUAUGUAAAUAUAUAUAGAAUAACCCAUAGAUUCUAUUUCUAUUGUAUAUUUAUUCUGUAAAUGGUGGUGUAAAUUCUGUUAAAUGACAAACAUAUUCCAAGAGUGAUAAUGUGAACUAUUUUCAUUCUCAGUACUGUACAGAUAUAUUUUACUGUAUAUUUGAUAUAUUUAUAAUUUUUUUAGUGUAUGAUUGGUGACCACACCCUGCUGAGCUGCCCACUUGGGGGGUGGGUGGGGGAGCACUAAGGGGCACUGCCUUCAUUAUUUCUGUGGAAAUGUUAACAGUAUUAUAUUGUGGCAUUUUGCUAGGCUUUAGAAUUGGAAAGUGGUGGGAUUCAAUGUUAGAUGCCUUGAGCAAUCGCUCCAUGGACUCUUUCUGUGUUAGAGCUUAUAGCGGCCGUUGCGUUUGUUUGUUAGGAGCAUUUCCUAUAAUGCUGUCACUUACAAGGCCAUUCUGUAGCUUUUCUUAUUGUGAUUAUUAUCUGUCAGUGAGUGUGGCUUAAGAACAUCCCCAAACCGACAGCUUAUUCUGAAAGGUUGUGCAGUUAUGUUCAGGAUAUAUAGCAGGGAUGGGGAAACUGGUCCUCCAGAUGUUUUUGACUACACCCCCCAUCUUCCAUUACUUUUAGCCAUUGUGGGUGAGAUUGAUGGGACAUGGAGUCUAAUAGUAGCUGGAGGGCUACGUAUUUUUCACUCCUGCUAUGUAGCUACAAGAAUGUAUCAAAAAUUAUGGUUGUGUCUAUUGAGGAUCAGAAAUACAGAAAUGAAAUUAGAUGGGGAGCUUCAGAAGUCAAAAUUUCUUUUAAAAAACCUUGCUCUUUCAUAUAGAAGGGUCAUAAGACCUUUAUUUAGAUACAGGUAGCUGUUGCUUAACAGAUAUAUGAUAAGAAGUGUCCAAACUUUGCAAAAUAAGUAGCCAUAAUCAUAUAAUGAGUAGUCUAUGAUAUUCUCAGUUGACAUGGAGUAUUCUCAGUAAUUACCCCCAUCUGUCAUUUAGCUGAAUCUGUAGCUGUUACCUGCCCAAAAUGGACACACUAAUGUCUUUUAGCACAGGCUACAACUUUGUAAAGCACAAAAGACCAGAAAGAAAAACCAGUAUUUUAACAGCCACUUCCACCAAUGCAACGUAUUUAGAAUGUAUCCCACAGUUCCUGUUUUGCUUACUAGCUGAAUCCACAUGGUUGGGAUAUUAAAUAUAUCAGUGUCUUGGUCAUUUGGGCAUAAUCAGAUCACAUCAGGUUUUUACAUUUUGGCACAGCCACAUAAAUAUUUAUGGCUGGAAUCCUUUGCUCACUUACAUGGGGUUUUUCCAUUAAACUCAGUGGGACUUACUUCUGAGUAGAAUGUAUUGGGUUCUGUUGUAAGUUGUUGAAUUGUUUGCCGUAGAAAGGAAUUUCAGCCACAGCUAAGCACACUUAAUUGAAAUGGGCCUUUAAUCUUUCCAAUAGUGCAGCUCUUGAUAAUAGCACAAGCAACAUAUGCAAUCUACAUGCCAAUCCAGAAAAUGGAUUCUCUAUGUAGUAGCAAACUUCCCCACAUGGAUCCUUUUUUCAAAUCAAAAACCACAAGCAUAAAGUACACCCCGGGAUGCUCAUCCAAAUGCUGGUGACUAUACUGCCUUCACUCUGAUCCAGGUGUGCAUCUCCCAGCCACAUUGUGAUGCACAUAAUCAAAUGAUCAAGUGGUCAGGACCAGGUGUAAAGGCAUAGACUCAAGAUGCACUAUCAUUUCACAUCAUAAGCCCUUAUAUUUUGCCAUGAAAGAGGAUUGAAGCCAAAGCCUUUAAAGGUUAAAGCACCUCAGUUGCUUUUGCUAAAAGAUACAAAGGAUGAGCUCUUCAGAGUGCUGCUAAAACAACUAUUGUCUGAUAUAUCCCUGCUAUGAUUCUUGAGUUAAAUCUCCUCUCAGUUGUGCAAACCAACGGAGUGACCUUGGGCAAGUCAUAUUCAGCCUCAGAAGAUGGCAAAGGCAACCCCCUCCCCAAAUAAACAAAUCUUGCACACGCACACACAAAAACACCACACCUUGAGAUAGGAUUACCUUAGGUCACUGUAAGUUGGAAUCAACUUGAAAGCAUAUAACAGCAACAUGAUCAGUCUCGAUGACCACUUUUUGGCUUAUUUGUACCAUCAUAAAUCAAGCUCAAACUUAUCACCCCAUGUGGAGAUCUUGUUCCUUGUUUCAGUGUGUCUGUACAUCAGAAGUCACCCUGAUUCUUAAAAAUGUACUCUGAAACUGAAUACUGAAUAAAGUUGCAGCAAGUCAUCGUGACAUGUAAAAUCAUCAAUAUGUCUUGGAUCUUUGAGUAGGAGUGCUCAAAAUGGAUCCACUAUAAGGAACAAGUAGUAAUAUACUUUGUGAGUUCAUCUUGUAGUAUUGAAAUCAGAAUGGUUAGAAUUUUCCCUAAAUGACCAUCCUUUGAGUUUCAUUCAAAGGAUGUAGAUCAACCUGACCAGCAUUUCUAAAAUCAAUACAAAGUUAUCAAGCUGGGAUUUCCAUAGUUAAAAACUCAAGUAUUUCACCAACCAUGAAUAUUCCUUACUUUUAGCAGUUGACAAUCUGUAUUUUGCCUCUGUACUAUUUGAAAUACUGCAGACUCCUUCCUCCAGCAUCCGCAGGUGAAUCAACACUUUCAGGUUAGUCUAACACAGUGGUUCUCAACCUGGGGUCCCCAGAUGUUUCACAUAGUUCUCACAAAACUUCUAGGGUGGGUAGCAUAGCAGAGAGCCUGCCAAAUCAGUACUUGGGGGAAUUAUUUUUUAGACUAUAACACUGGUUGUGCUGGCUCAGGGAUUCUGGGGGUUGUAGUCCAAAAAAUAACUUCCCCAAGUUCUGUUCUGAGCAAGUUACUCUCACUACCACUGCCAUUGGUUAAAUUUUAAGGAGACAACUUUUUUAUCUGAUCAAAUAUUACUAGAUAUUCUUGCAACAGCCUUGUAUUUUAGGUUAAUGUGCCACCGGGUCCAACCAGCAGCUACAAAAAGUGGCUAGCAUAAAACUGGACCAUUUCCCCUCCUAAGUACUUCCUUCAGUCUUCACUCUGUUUGGGAUGGUUUAACUUCAGCUGCGAAGCUUCUUUUCCACCUCAGUUUUGGACCAAGCAUAGCAGGUCUAUGCAGAACACUCAAAGAGGCCUAUUUUCCCGGGAACAGCAAGCAUAAUAUUUCACCUGUACUUAUUUAAAUGUUGUGAACUCACUUCAGCCCCAGGCCUCAAAGAAAAGGAGGCUAGAAGAGAAAUAAAUAACCUGCCACAGAGAUCCUUUAAAACCCAGGGUGUUACUCAUUAGAAAUAUUGAAAUGUCCACUGACUUCACAGUGAGACGGGAAUAGGUAGAAAAAAGCAAUCUAAUUUGUCUGAAAAACUGGUGUGUCAUAAGGAGAAGAUAAAGAAAAUAGGAUAGAGCUUAACUGAGCAAGUCCUGCAGCACUUGAUCAGAUACCCUUAAUAGCUGAGCCCUGAAUCCCUCUCUACAAGGAUGUCUAUAGCUGCAGGGAAAGAAGCAGAACUUGGACCUGCUGGGUUUUCUGAACUGUUCUAACAUUGUGUAAUUAAAAACAUUGAAAGCACAUGUCUCUGCUGAAACUUUACUGUACUGGGGGCAGGGGGGGAGCACAAAUACUAGUGAGUGUGACUUGUCUCAUAUACAGUGUAACCAGUGUAACUACCGUAUGCACCCUGUGUCAGCAGGAGAAAUCUGUUGUAUGGGAGAAAAACUGUAACAACAACUCUUAGCAGCAAUUAAAAAGAGUUUCUUCUU
Messenger RNA from Anolis carolinensis (green anole), 10503 nucleotides. It is a transcript of the gene slc6a17, whose product is annotated as solute carrier family 6 member 17. Gene Ontology annotation, biological process: alanine transport; L-leucine transport; glycine transport. Lineage: Eukaryota; Metazoa; Chordata; Lepidosauria; Squamata; Anolidae. The transcript has 12 exons. Bases 774 to 2954 code for a protein of 726 amino acids. Gene Ontology annotation, cellular component: synaptic vesicle; plasma membrane. The record is from RefSeq and is a predicted model, not a curated record.